Molecule: messenger RNA, 714 nt
Organism: Caenorhabditis remanei
Lineage: Eukaryota; Metazoa; Nematoda; Chromadorea; Rhabditida; Rhabditidae
Exons: 4
Coding region: 1-714 (237 amino acids)
Molecular function (GO): nucleic acid binding
Source: RefSeq, a predicted model, not a curated record
AUGAGUGUACAAGAAAUGAAGAAUUUCGAGAUGACUACGCGAAAACAAUCCAUCAAUGCAAAGUUUUUUGGAAGAAGCUUACCAGGUUUCAGAGCCGCCAGCGACAAAGGAGUCAGAGUUGCCGUCGCCGUCCUGACCAAAUCAGGAAUCAUACACGAAUCCAUCGACGUGGUCACAUCCAAACGUCCAGUUUCUGAGCAGCUUGUGGAUUACCACAAAAACAUGAACGCUCACUCCUACCAGCAGUACAUGGAGAGAGUGCUUCCUGCAAUCGCAGCAGCAGCCCCUCCAGGAAGACAGCCGGUAUUGAUUCCCGUAUCUACAUCUACCAACCCAGUUAUUGCUGAGUUUUUUGAAAGUCAGGGUAUCGCGGUGGACCCCAAGUCUACGCAAGCAGAGCUAUGGGGUGAAGCGGAGCGGUUCAUGAGAGCGAAUGACGGCAGUGUCGUCAUGAAGAAAUACGCGGUGGAUGAGAUCGCCAAGGAGUAUGGAGUCAUAAUCAUUCGUCUGCCCCCUUAUCAUUGCAGCCUCAAUCCCAUAGAGUUGGUCCGACAGCGAGCCAUCGAUUUCCUCAAGAAUGUUUUCGAAGCGACAGCGGCGAACAUCAUCGCUCAUGCUAUCGAUGUGGAAUCCGAUUUGAGGGUUAUCAUGGAGGCUGCUUCAAGGGAUGGCGAUUCGGAUGACUCGGAUUAUGAAACACUUCUCUGGUAUUAA